Messenger RNA from Penicillium canariense, 1575 nucleotides. RefSeq lists its product as uncharacterized. The transcript is spliced from 2 exons. The coding region runs from base 1 to 1575 and encodes 524 amino acids. Lineage: Eukaryota; Fungi; Ascomycota; Eurotiomycetes; Eurotiales; Aspergillaceae. The record is from RefSeq and is a predicted model, not a curated record.
AUGAUUGAUGAAAACCUGCCGACGUUCUUCCUCAAGAACACCCUGCAGGGCAGUCAACAGAGUACGAUAUACCAUCGACAAUAUGGCAACGACCCGGAACCCGCCUACAAUCUGCGCUUCCUGGACCCGAACCUGCCCACGUCCCGAAAUCGCUACGGGGUCGCCCUCUACGACCCCUACGUGCCAGACAUCGUGUACGGUGAGGUCGCCGUGAUCCCUGAAUGGACCCAGCCGAGCCUGUCAGCCGACACGAUUCGGGCAAAUGGCGGCGCCACACCUCUGCCGGAGCCCAUUCUCCCAACCACAUUCUCCAUCCAGCUCUACAACCCGGACCAGCAGAUCGUGAUCACACACCAACCGAAGUCAUGGAACAAGCCAGCACGGUGGGAAUUCGAGAUGCCGCAGCGCACAUUUAGGGUGCCAUCUUCGUCAACCCUAGAUCGGACACAGAGCGACCCCGCUGCUGCGGAUGUGACGCCGAAACUGCGGUUUAGUUGGCGCAAGGAUGGAAAGCUAUCCAAGGACCUAUCGUGCUUGUUGCACGGUAAAUCCUCGACAAUCCCGGAUACUCGAACCAAGACUCGCGAGCCGGAUAUCACUGUGGCGCUGUUCCAGAGCCUGCGCGAGCUGACACUGUACGAGCCCAAUCUAUACCGCGUGGAGAUGGAGGACUUCAAGGGCCUGGAGGUGGUGCUCUUGCUCGCAGCAGUGGCCAUCCGCGAUAUCUUCCUCGGCCCCGCGAAGGAAGCCUUCCACAUCGUCGGCGGCGCACCCCCCAUCGGCACCCCCAGACCACAGCAGACCGCCCCGCCAGUCCGUAACAGCCCAGGAACCCAACCCCAAUCCGCAACCGCCGUGCAAACCGGCAAACCAUCCCCACCACGCCUCACAAUCCCGCAGACCCCAUCCCCAGCACCCCAAGCGCGCCAGCGCCAGGAUGAGCGGGCCAAGCAGGAAGCCCGGCGCACGCAAGAGCUCCUCGCAGCCGAGCAGCGCGCCCGUGACAAAACCCGCCGCCAGCGGGAAUCCGCAGUCAACGCCGAAACACAACGCCUCCAACAGCUCUACGGCCGCGAAGAGCAACAGGUUCGCGUCGGUGCAUCUGCGAAGCCCACCCCUUCCCCAGCCUCCCGCCCCAACCUCCCACCCCGACACACAGGGCCUUCCCGCCCGUCCUCGCACCAACACUCGCAGUCCUACUCACAGUCCCACUCACACCUCCCACUCGGUCAACCACCCCGGCACUCACGCCCGCAGCACCCGUCCGGCACACCAGUCCCCACCUUCGCCAACAGCCCGUACAUGCACGGCUCCGCCGGCCGUCUAGACCCUCGCGCACAGUCGACGAUGCAUCUCGCGCAGCCGCGGCCGCGGCCGCAGCUGCAGCAGGUGCGGCCCCAGUCAACCGUGGGAUUCUAUCCUGCGCCGGCAGGCAGUGGAGCGCUGGCACCGGGUCCGAGGCCAGCCCCCCAGCAGAUACAGCCGAAGAAGAGCGGUUUCUUUGGGUUCCGCCGGAGCAAGGAGGAGAGUGGGCAGCGGACGAAGCUGGAUAAAAAACGGAGUUCGAUGUUUUGA